Molecule: messenger RNA, 2600 nt
Organism: Tribolium castaneum (red flour beetle)
Lineage: Eukaryota; Metazoa; Arthropoda; Insecta; Coleoptera; Tenebrionidae
Exons: 6
Coding region: 164-1975 (603 amino acids)
Biological process (GO): protein dephosphorylation
Molecular function (GO): cation binding; protein serine/threonine phosphatase activity
Source: RefSeq, a predicted model, not a curated record
CGACUCGACGCCACCUGGCGGUACAUGUCAGCCGUUUUGUGUAAAAAUUCGUCCAGCAUGGAAUCGAGUUAACAAGUCGUAAUUUAGUGCCGGUAUUGUUUAAUGACCAAAACAAAACCACCAGCGAAUACGUUUCGUAAUUUGGGCAAAAACACAACCAACAAUGGGCUCGUAUUUAUCAGAACCGGCCACCGAGAAAGAGUCCACCGACGACACCAACGGCAAAUUAACUUAUGGGGCAAGCUCUAUGCAGGGCUGGCGUAUGACCCAAGAGGACGCACAUAACUGUAUCUUAAACUACGACGAGGACACUUCGUUUUUCGCCGUCUACGACGGACAUGGGGGCCAGGAAGUGGCCCAGUAUUGCUCGGACAAGCUCCCGGACUUCAUCAAGAACACGCCCGAGUACAAGGAGGGAAACAUCGAGGAGGCGCUCGUUUCGGGCUUUUUGAGGUUUGACGCGCUCAUUGCCACGCCAGAAGUUGUGGAGGAAUUGAGGAAAAUCGCCGAUGAUAAGGACGAGAACGAGAGCGACGAAGAGGAAAAUGUUAACAAUUUGUACGAAGAGGCGGCCAUGCCCAUUGAGCAAGUUAUUGAAAAGUACACCUCUAACUUGUCUAAUCCGGCGGUGAAAAGUUUAAAAAGGGACAUUAAAUCGCCCUUUUUGACCGCCAAAACAGACAGUGACCCCACGGUAGGCACCUCCUCAGCGGGCUCCUGCUCGAGCUCCACGAGCCAAGGCGGCGACGGCGUCAGCAGCUCCAGCGAGGCGGGACUUAAGGAUAAGACAGAAGAGGAGAACAAGCCGGAGACCAACGGUCCUGGCGAAGUUUCCGACGAAAAACCCAACAGUUCAGAGGUUAAAGACGAAGUUGGGUCCACUAAAGACGAACUUGGGUCCACUAAAGACGAACUUCCAACCCAAAACGGUGAAAUUGCGCCUUCCGAUUCCGAGGCCCAGGCUAAGAGUGACGUCACGAGUUCAUCAACACCUGUUGAAAAUGGCACGCCGUCAAAAAAGGGUAAAGGAAAGGCAGUCAUUAAACCAGAACCUGUAAAAACACCAACAAACACACGACCAAAACGGACGGCACAACAGUUGUAUAAAAACUGGUUGAAUUGUGGAGAGGAAGAGAGUGACAGCAGCGACGAAGAAGACCAAACAUUUGAGGGUCCAAAUGAGGAGAGCUCGGAGGACGAAAAUGAGGGCGUUAACAUCGCAAUUGACGCGGAGGGCUCUGAGGAAGAGAGUUCGGAAGAAGAGGAGGAGGAAGAUGAGGACGAGGAAGACGAUGACAGUGAAGAUGCAGAUGUCAGAACCUUUAAAGAAGAGCCAGGGUCUGACAGUGGCUGCACGGCAGUUGUGGCGUUGUUAAAAGGCAACCAGUUGUACGUAGCCAACGCCGGGGAUUCCCGUUGCAUAGUGUGUCGGAAUGGCAAACCAAUAGAGAUGAGUAUAGACCACAAGCCGGAGGACAAGCCCGAGAGAAAAAGGAUACAGAAAGCAGGGGGCGAAGUGACAUGGGAGGGCCGUGUCAACGGCGGCCUAAACCUCUCACGGGCCAUUGGAGACCACGCAUACAAGCAAAACAAGAACCUAUCAGACCGUGAACAAAUGAUCACAGCUUUGCCCGACAUCAAGACUUUAACGAUUAAUCCAGAGGAAGACGAGUUCAUGUUUCUUGCGUGCGACGGAAUCUGGAAUGCGAUGUCAAACGAGAAGGUCGUAGCCUUCAUCAGGCCACGUCUUCAAGACAAUACGAAGAAAUUAUCCCAAAUCUGCGAAGAGAUGUUCGACCAUAUUCUGGCACCUGACACGGUGUGGGACAAUGCCGGGAGUGACAACAUGACCGCAAUUAUCGUAAAAUUCAAGUCACACAAAAGACCAAUUUCGCCUUCACAGACGGAAGAAAGCGCAGCGAAACGGACAAAGAGCGAAGCCGAAAGUGAGGCGCAAGUCGAUACAACGGUUUAGAUUUCUUUAUUUUUAAAAACGGUUUUUUAAUGAAAGGUGACGAGAUCAUUUUCAGUUUUAUGCUGUCAUUGUCUAUAUCUUUUGUUAUCAACACCAUGGUGUAGGUGCCUUCUGUUAAAAUGAGCACUGUGGUGGUAAUUUUUCAUAGAUUUGUAUAAUACUGCUGUAUUUUUUAUUAUGUAAGGUUAAUUUUUUAAUCCCGGAAGUCAUUUUUUAAUUGUCUGGGGAACUGUCGAUUGUAAACCUCUGUAGCCUAUUUACCGGUAAGUUUGUGUAUUUAUUUUUCAUUGCGAUUCAGUUCGUGUAAUAAAACAAUGCCGCAAACGUAAGUAUCAUUUAACCAAUUUUAUCCAUUACGUGGGCCAGUAAGCCAGAAACGAGGUUUUUAGAAAGACUGAAAUAAUUCCAUUCGCAGUUUUGUUUUGAUAUUUAUUUUUGUAACUGGUUUUCUCGCUCUAGGGACUAUGAAAAGUUGAAUAAAAGCAGUUGCAAAUAAACACUUUAUUUUUAUUAGAGUACAUAGUUUAUCAAAGAUCUGUGAGAAACAAUGCGACAACAAAAACUGUUACACGAUUAGUUUCUUCUUUUGUAAUUUAAUAAAGUACAAUAAAUAACCUAGUACAUA